Messenger RNA from Emys orbicularis (European pond turtle), 534 nucleotides. RefSeq names its product mitochondrial inner membrane protein MPV17 (gene MPV17). The record is from RefSeq and is a predicted model, not a curated record. The coding region runs from base 1 to 534 and encodes 177 amino acids. The transcript has 7 exons. Gene Ontology annotation, cellular component: cytoplasm; mitochondrion; membrane. Gene Ontology annotation, biological process: cellular response to reactive oxygen species. NCBI's taxonomy places the organism in Eukaryota, Metazoa, Chordata, Testudines, Emydidae.
AUGGCAGCACUGUGGAGGUCGUACCAGCGGCUCAUGGCCCAGCACCCCUGGAAAGUGCAGAUCCUCACAGCUGGGUCCCUGGUGGGAGUCGGAGAUGUGAUCUCUCAGCAGCUGGUGGAAAGAAGGGGCCUGAGAGGGCACAGCAGUCGCAGGACGCUGAAGAUGAUGGCCAUUGGCUUCUGCUUUGUGGGCCCUGUGGUGGGAGGCUGGUACCAGCUCCUGGAUCGACUUAUUCCGGGAAACACCAGGAUGGUGGCGUUGAAGAAGAUGGCGCUGGAUCAGGUGGGGUUUGCACCUUGCUUCCUGGGCUGUUUCUUGGCCAUCGCCGGGGCACUCAACGGCCUGUCCGCCGAGGAGAGCUUGGCCAAGAUGCGACGGGAUUACCCGGACGCGCUGCUCACCAACUAUUACCUCUGGCCAGCCGUGCAGAUUGCCAACUUCUACUUCAUUCCCCUGAACCACAGGCUGGCUGUCGUGCAGGUGGUGGCUGUCGUCUGGAAUUCCUACCUGUCCUGGAAGGCGAACCAGCUGUGA